Molecule: messenger RNA, 5246 nt
Organism: Drosophila santomea
Lineage: Eukaryota; Metazoa; Arthropoda; Insecta; Diptera; Drosophilidae
Gene: inaE
Product: diacylglycerol lipase-alpha
Exons: 16
Coding region: 840-4916 (1358 amino acids)
Biological process (GO): lipid metabolic process
Cellular component (GO): postsynaptic membrane; dendrite membrane
Source: RefSeq, a predicted model, not a curated record
AAACUCGAAAGUCAGUUGCAAGAAAGCUCGCCGACCGCGCGGUCAACGGAGACUGGCUGAGCUGAGCGGGCGCUUUCUCUUUUAUUUUUCUCCAUUGACGACGCUGCGUGCGCGUCGCAUCUCCCCCGCAAAAAAGAAAAACGACAACAACAAUAAGAACUGCGCGGUGCAUAAAUAAAACAAACGAAAAUAUAUAUUUGUUAGCCGGGAAUUUAUGCAAAAGCACAAAAAUAAACAAGACAAGAAAAGCAAACUAGUGAUGACAGGCAAAAGUUAUAACAGUACUUAAAUCGCGGCACAAGAACGUAAACACAGAAUCGUAUGUGUAAAUUCCAUAGGAAAAAGCAAAAGAAAGGAAGAAGAAGCAUCAGCGUACAAGAAGUACAAGAACAACAACAUGAGGUCGCCGACGUCGACGCAGAUAGCGACUGCGACGCCGGCAGUGUUAGCGGCAAGACAAUUCGAAUUUCUUUGGAUGCUGAUGGACUAACGGUGCUUUAGUGGUUGUUCUACAUAACCGCGUCUAUAUGUGUAUGUGUGUGUGUUUGUGUGUAAAGCGAAAAAGCAGCAAAAACUGAAUGUGCAACCGAAGCAGCAAAGCAGCGUAAAAUAAAAGCCAUAGAAUAUUGUAAAAAGCAGCGGAUCGGUGAAAAGCGUUAACCGAAGCCAAGAAUAAAUUAUAACCAAACAAAAAAAAAACAAAAGAAACGCGCAGCCAAAACAACAAACAUCAAAAGUUGCCAACUUUUUUCUCUUGCGACCGCAGCAGCCAAAGGAGCAGCGGCGUCAGCAGCGACGCCCGACUGCAGCCAGCGACGCGCUGGCAACAACAAAUUGCGAUGCCUGGACUUGUGGUCUUCAGACGUCGCUGGUCUGUGGGCUCCGAUGAUCUCGUGGUGCCGGGCGCAUUUCUCCUGACGAUUCAUUUUAUAUGUUUUGUGAUUGUUAGCGUCUCGUUGGUUAUCUUUGAGUAUAAUACACGAAUUUUAAGCGUAAAAUUAUUGUUCUAUCAUCUAAUAGGCUACUUGUUGAUACUAUUUUUUUCAAUAUGUGUAGAAAUAGGUAUAUGUGUGAUCUCGAUGCGUGGCAGCAUUCUGGAUGCCGAGGCGCGCACCUCAAUCAACAUCUGGAUAUAUCUCAAGAGCCUGGUAAUCCUGUUCGAUAUUGCCUGGCUGGCGGUGGGCUCCGUUUGGCUGGGGCAUUACUACACCACUGCACCCAUCGAUGAUCCCAAAAAGGUCUACAUAGCAAUUAUCAUCUGCAAUUGGGCCCUGGUGGUGAUCACCCUCAUUACGAUAUGGUGCACCUUCGAUGCUGCCGGCAGAUCCUGGGUAAAGAUGAAGAAGUACCAGCGAUCCAUGCGCGAGACGGAGUCUCGUUUUAACUAUAAGCGGAGCAACAGUAUGAACCGCAACUGGCGACAAAGGAAAGUGAUGCGUGCCUACCAGGACAGUUGGGAUCAUCGCUGCCGCCUGCUGUUCUGCUGCAUGGGCUCCUCGGAGCGCAACCGGAACUCGUUCACGGAUAUUGCCCGCCUGCUGAGCGACUUCUUUCGGGAGCUGGACGUGGUGCCAUCGGAUGUGGUGGCGGGAUUAGUACUGCUACGCAAGUUUCAGCGUCUUGAACGCGAGGCCAUUGUGCGGCAGCGCAAGAAUGGCACCUACGAGUUCCUCAGCGGCGUACCGAUCACGGAGCGGACCCAGUUCCUAGCACUCAACGAUGCCAAAAACUAUGACUUCUUUCAAACGGUCAUCCACUACAUGUACUUUGCCCAGGGCGCUUACGGCUGGCCCAUGUACGUCAUCAUCAAUCGCAGCAAGAUGUGGCACUUGGUGCCGGAACUGAAAUGCUUUGGCUGCUGUUGCGGCACAAGUGAUGAUACGGAGGUGAUCCAGGACAACUGCUGCCUGUGCAACUAUGCGGCGCUUAAGAAGACGCUACAGCUGGGCGACAUCGAUAUCGUUUAUGCCACCUAUCACGUGGACGUGGGCGAGACGCCAUUCUUUGUGGCCAUCGACUACACGCAUCGAUCGGUUGUGAUCAGCAUACGUGGUACACUUAGCAUGAAGGACAUCCUUACGGAUCUGAAUGCCGAGGGUGAAGUGUUGCCGCUGCAGCCGCCGCGUGACGAUUGGCUGGGCCACAAGGGGAUGGUGCAAGCGGCGAUCUACAUACGCAACAAGCUGCAAGAGGAAAACCUCAUCGAGCGGGCACUGCAACGGAAUCCGGACCGCCAGACGCACACCUUUGACCUGGUGCUGGUGGGCCAUUCGCUGGGCGCAGGCACAGCGGCCAUACUCGCCAUUCUCCUAAAGCCCGAGCAUCCCACGCUCCAGUGCUUUAGUUACUCGCCGCCAGGAGGUCUGCUCAGUAUGCCCGCCGUGGAGUACUCAAAGUCGUUCAUCACCUCGGUGGUCCUGGGCAAGGACGUAGUGCCGCGCAUCGGACUCAAUCAAAUGGAGGCCCUGCGAGCGGACCUUAUCAAUGCCAUUCAGCGCAGCGUGGAUCCCAAGUGGAAGACCAUUUCCUGUUCGGUCAUCUGCUGUGGCUGUGGACCCGAGCCCACUUCCGUGGUCAACAUGUCCUGCCAGGACACGCACAUUAAUCAGUACCAGGAGGAGCGCGGCACUGCACGUUCGACCAGCGCUCAUCCGACGGACAGCUCGAUAGCUUUAACCCUGCACCAGCCCUUAUAUCCGCCCGGUCGCAUCAUUCACAUUGUGCGGCACCAUCCCAAGCCCGACGAGCAAAAAUACGACAGUGGUUGGAGAAAUGUUCUAAAGAAUCGGGAGCCCGUUUACCAGGCCAUCUGGGCCGACUCCACGGACUUCGAUGAGGUGCUCAUCUCGCCGGUGAUGCUGCAGGAUCACAUGCCCGACAAGGUGCUCGCCGCCCUCAAGAAGGUCGUGUCUUGUAGAGAUCGAACCGUAAAGGCAUGUACCACUCGUAGACGUAAUGAUAACACGACAAUAACUACAACUACAACAGUUACAACAACAACAACUACGACAACACAAAAUACAGAUACCAGUGGGCCACGCAAGCCCCAGCGCCAGACCUCGAAUGCAUUCUCCACCGGAUCGAACGAAGCAGCACACGAUACGGACGUGGAACCGCCGGACUGCAGCGGCCACAGUGCGCCGACGGAUGCCAUGAGAUUCGAGCCGCGUACGAAUCCCGACCAGAUGCAGAACUCGCUGUCGCAAACGCAACACUGCAAGCGACCCUCGCAAAGUUCCUACACGAACCUGAGCAACUGCCUCGUCCUAACGCCGACCGCCCAGCACAAGCUCUGUCUGGAGACGUCGUUCACCAACGGAUCGGCUCCACUCCAGCCCGGUGUACAGUCGAAUCAGCGGCUAGCAUCGGCGGCCUCAUCGCUCCUGAGCUCGGCAACCACGCCGUAUGACAUAUCAAGUGCUCUGGACGACAGCCUGGCCACGGUGGCGCUGCGGCAGAGUCCCUCGCUGAUUAGCGCUGAGACGACGGCCACGGUGAUUGUUAAUCCCGAACCGGAUACGGAGGAGAUAGCCAUACCGCAACGCCUAAAGGCGGUGGCAUUCGAUAUGGCCCUCACUCCGCCGCCAACGCUGCCGGAGAGGUUACUGCUUGGUCGCCAACACUCCGAGAAGAAGCCACGUUCGCUGCCGCUUGCCCAAAUCCAGGCGCUUCGUAGAGCUUCCGAUGCGGGUGCGGUACCUGGUGUGGAUCUCCUGCACGACGACUGGUAUGGCCUGGCCCCGCUGGCCAGUCCCGAAACGCUGUCCGAAAUCUCUAGCGUCUCCUCGCGCACCAGCGUUCCCAUUAGCCUGGCCAACAGCAUUGAGCGCUAUCUGCAGCACAUGGGCGUGGCCGUGGGCGUGGGCGGUCCGAAAGUUCCACUCGAGGACAUCUUCGAGUCGCAGCUGCAUACGCCCAAGGUUAUGAGGCGGGCGCCCAAAUUCAGCGAGAAUCUGGCGGGCUGUGCAGAGGACACCAGAAAUCUGGACCAGUACAAACGGCUGGGUCGUGUGUUCAUCACCUUUCCGCGCAUCUUUCCGGAUCAAUCGCCAGCGACACAUAGUCUGGACUCCAGCGACGAUAGCUUCGAGUCUGCGUCGGCUCACAGCCUGCAGAGAUUGCAGCUGCCGCACGGUGCCAAUGCGGUGCAGAGUUCCAAGUCCGCCGAUCCGCUGGACGGGGAUCCGGAUGCGACGAGGCAAACGCAGCCGGCCAAAAAGUUGACGUUCAGCGAUAGCGAUAUCCUGACGGACGCGGACUGCCUGCGACUGUGUCCACACUGUCCCUGCGAUCGGGAUGUCCAGCGUGGCUGCUGCACUCGCUCGGAGCACGGAAAGUGCGGCACUGAGUUUGCCGGCGGAUCUGGUGGUGCCGCCAUAGGAUUGGGCUCCACAGACACUAGUUUCUACAGUGCCAGCUCAUCGCUGGAACAGUUUGCCACACCGGCCCGGCAGAACGGUGGUACCGGUGGCUCUGGCACCCACCUGGACGAGAUACUCAUGCGACCCGGCGUGCUGGAGUCCCAUUUUCCCGUUCUCGGCGGUGGCAGCACGUUGGAAACACCGGCACUGGUGGCACCAGCCUCACCAUCGCCGCUGAGCAAUGGCAAGCGACCGGAUGUUGUUGGUGGCAGGGUGAGGAAACGGCUAUCGUCCGAGGAGUUCGUCUUCUCCAGGAGCGAGGAUAUGCCCAGCCUAGUACAAAUCGGUGAUUGGAGCUCCGGCUCUCCGGCGGGACGUCGUCGGGCCAAGGGCUGUGUCUAUCCGGCCGGGAAUAGUCUCCGUUUGGACGCUGCUGCCGCAGUCGCCUCCGCUUCCGCAUCGCCCACGUCCAUUAGUAAAUUUACCCGCACCCGUGUGGCCGCCGGAGGAUUGGCAGCCAAACAGGCUGCCGGCAAUAACGAAAGUAACGUUUAAUAGUUGUAAGUUGUAAGCAGUACGUACCUUCACCUGGACAGAUGCGAUUUCAACCCAAAGUCGACAAUUACAUAUGCUGUAUGCCGUUGCCAUUGCUUUCACAAGAGCGAUAUACACAAAAACCAGUUGAUUACAAAUUAAAGGAACUCACAAGGAAUCUAACAUUUUGCAUACCGAUUACCUAAGGAACAACAUUUAGCAUUAACACACACGAGCGUUUACUAUUAACUAAAUGCAAUAUGUAUAUUUAUAUAUAUAUAAAUAUAUAUUUUUUUGUGCAGCCAAGCCCCAAGCGACGAGAAAUUGUAAUAAAACGUUUUAAAAAAUGAA